AUGAAGGGCCAGGAAUGCCCUGGUUCGUUCAAGGCAGCCGACCAGCCUCCGGCGGGUUCAUCUGCUUCCGCGCGACCGCCUCUUAUCGCUGCACCUGUCAUCAAACCUCAUGUUGCUACACGCGGUUCUUCUGCGUCGGUCUCGGAGAGUCCCUCCCAAGUGGAUUCUUUUCAUGUUUUUGACAGGCUGACGGUCGUUUUGAGGACUGCCCAUCUGUAUGAUCACGUUCCCAAACCGUGCAGAGACAAGGUAUCUAAAGCAUUGUCGGCUUUAUUGACGGCCGUUUGCGAUGAUCCCUGCGACGCGGCCCAUUGGUGCAGGCUCCAAUGUUUUUUCGCAUUUGUUUUGUUCAAGCCCACCAGGGGCGGUCGCAGGACUAAUCAAGCCAAUUACGUUAUUAAACGGUUGGCCGAAUUCAGUUCGACCGAGGUCGAGAUUAUUGUGGCAAGCUUCAACACUGACCACAACACCAAACCGCGUAAGCACAAUCCAAACAGUUGGAUUAGCGCAGUAACCACUCGGAUUGAACAGGGCAGUCUCUCGGCGGCCGUCAGACUUGCUUGUUCGCCCGCAGGCCUGGCGGAGAGCUCGCCUGAGACACUCGCUAAACUCAAAGCUAUUCAUCCCAGUGCUCCAUUGAACAGGCGAGCUUUCCCCGCGCAGGAGCCGUCCAAUGGUCGCGUUUCACCAGCCCAGGUGUUGACGGCUUUAAAGUCGUUUAAUAAUGGUUCAUCGGGAGGUCUUGAUGGCUUGAGGCCUCAGCACAUAAAGGAUUUACUUUCCGGUCUGACACCCACCGAUGAAUUGUUAAAUAACCUCACCCGAUUUGCCCUCGAACGUGUCUCUCUUCUCCCGGUCCACGACGCGCUGACAAUCAUCCGCGGCGCCCUCAGUUUGCUGAAAUUGAUGUAUUUUUUGCGCACAUCCAACUUUGUUAAUGCGGCCAUUUUGGGCAAAUUUGAGGGUGCUCUGCGGGUGGCCCUCUCAGCAAUUUGUAACGAACCGUCGGGCAUUGCGGCGCACGACGGUAAACGCCCUGACGGGUGUACCUUGAUCCCUUGGAGAGCCGGCAGGGCAUCUGACGAGAAGAUCAGAAAGUACGACGGAGCUCUCCCCUCGAUGGAGUUUUUACCGAUUUGUAUCGAGGUCCUCGGCCCCAUGGACCGUAAAAUUUGUAAAAAUAUCAGUAUUAGGUCAGGCGAUAGUAGAGAAUAUUUUUUUGCUAUGAAUAAUAUCUCGUACAUCCUGCAGCGGUUUUUGCGCGCCUGUGUGUUGGAAAAUGUGGAGUUGAAUGCCGACGGGCUCUCUGAGCUUAAAUUCGCCCUGGGUCGUGUUUCCUGUCUUUCGGCCCAUGAUGCCUUGACUAUUAUCCGCAAUGCCCUCAGUUCGCCCAAAUUGAUGUACUUCCUGCGUACAUCUAAACACAUUGACCCUUCUAAAUUGGGCGAAUUUGACGGAGCCCUGCGCACCGCCCUGUCGUCGAUUUGCAAUGUUCAAGAACCAUCCGGCAUUUCUGCGCAUGAUGGUAGACGCCCGGACGGAUGCACACUAAUACCUUGGAGAGCCGGCAGAUGUUUGGCGUGGGAUGUUACGGUCCUUGGCACCCUUGCCGAACGAUUUGUAAACCUGACAAGUAAAGAAUGCGGUUUGGCCGCGGCUGGGGCAGCGGACGAGAAAAUGAAAAAGUAUGGGAACGCCCUCCCCUCGAUGAAAUUCUUGCCAAUAUGCAUCGAGGUUCUCGGCCCGAUGGACCCCAAUACCCUUAAAUUUUUUAAGGCAAUAUGUAAAAUGAUCAGCGUCAGAUCAGGCGAUAGCAGGGAACUGUUUUUCGCAACUAACCAGAUUUCGUGCUUGUUGCAGCGGUUCCUGCGUGUCUGUGUGCUUGAAAAUAUCCAACUGAAUGCCGACAUGUGCAAUUAA
This is a messenger RNA of Helobdella robusta, 1920 nucleotides long. RefSeq lists its product as hypothetical. The record is from RefSeq and is a predicted model, not a curated record. Bases 1 to 1920 code for a protein of 639 amino acids. NCBI's taxonomy places the organism in Eukaryota, Metazoa, Annelida, Clitellata, Rhynchobdellida, Glossiphoniidae. The transcript is spliced from 6 exons.